Molecule: messenger RNA, 3743 nt
Organism: Mus pahari (shrew mouse)
Lineage: Eukaryota; Metazoa; Chordata; Mammalia; Rodentia; Muridae
Gene: Ssh1
Product: slingshot protein phosphatase 1
Exons: 15
Coding region: 44-3181 (1045 amino acids)
Biological process (GO): actin cytoskeleton organization; negative regulation of actin filament polymerization; protein dephosphorylation
Cellular component (GO): cytoplasm
Molecular function (GO): actin binding; protein tyrosine/serine/threonine phosphatase activity
Source: RefSeq, a predicted model, not a curated record
GCCCGGCCGGCUGCUGGAGGCCCGGGGCCGGGCCCGCGCCGCGAUGGCCCUGGUGACCCUUCAGCGCUCUCCCACGCCCAGCGCCGCGUCGUCCUCCGCAAGCAACAGCGAGUUGGAGGCUGGCAGCGAUGAAGAGCGGAAGUUGAACCUCAGCUUGAGCGAGAGCUUUUUCAUGGUGAAAGGAGCAGCCCUCUUCCUACAGCAGGGAAGCAGCCCCCAGGGCCAGCGGAGUCUUCAACACCCUCACAAGCAUGCAGGUGACCUGCCUCAGCACCUGCAAGUGAUGAUCAACCUCCUGCGUUGUGAAGACAGAAUCAAGCUGGCCGUGCGCCUAGAGAGCGUCUGGACCGACCGUGUCCGCUACAUGGUCGUGGUGUACACCAGCGGCCGCCAGGACACGGAGGAGAAUAUCCUGCUGGGAGUUGACUUUUCCAGUAAGGAGAGCAAAAGCUGCACGAUCGGAAUGGUUCUUCGACUCUGGAGCGACACCAAGAUUCACCUCGAUGGGGACGGUGGGUUCAGCGUGAGCACAGCGGGCAGGAUGCACAUAUUCAAGCCGGUGUCUGUCCAGGCCAUGUGGUCUGCCCUGCAAGUGCUUCACAAGGCCUGCGAAGUGGCUCGGAGGCAUAACUACUUCCCAGGGGGAGUGGCGCUCAUCUGGGCCACCUACUAUGAGAGCUGCAUCAGCUCGGAGCAGAGCUGCAUCAAUGAGUGGAACGCCAUGCAGGACCUGGAGUCCACGCGGCCCGACUCCCCCGCGCUGUUUGUGGACAAGCCAACCGAGGGCGAAAGAACCGAGCGGCUCAUUAAAGCCAAACUCCGGAGCAUCAUGAUGAGCCAGGACCUUGAAAAUGUGACUUCUAAGGAAAUCCGAAAUGAGCUGGAGAAGCAAAUGAACUGCAACCUGAAAGAGUUCAAGGAAUUCAUUGACAAUGAGAUGCUGCUCAUCUUGGGCCAGAUGGACAAGCCCUCCCUUAUCUUCGACCAUCUUUAUCUUGGCUCCGAGUGGAAUGCGUCCAAUCUGGAGGAGCUGCAGGGCUCAGGUGUUGACUACAUUUUAAAUGUCACUAGAGAAAUAGACAAUUUUUUCCCCGGCUUGUUUGCGUACCAUAACAUCCGCGUGUAUGACGAGGAGACCACAGACCUUCUUGCCCACUGGAACGAAGCUUAUCACUUCAUAAACAAAGCGAAAAGGAAUCAUUCCAAGUGCCUGGUCCACUGCAAGAUGGGCGUCAGCCGAUCUGCGUCCACGGUCAUCGCCUACGCCAUGAAGGAGUUCGGCUGGCCCCUGGAGAAAGCAUAUAACUACGUGAAGCAGAAGCGGAGCAUUACACGGCCCAACGCAGGUUUUAUGAGGCAGCUGUCUGAGUACGAAGGCAUCCUGGAUGCAAGCAAACAGCGGCAUAACAAACUAUGGCGCCAGCAGCCCGCAGAUGACACCAUCGCCGAGCCCAGUGAGUUCUUGCCGGAGACCUUGGACGGUACCCUGGACGCUCCGCUGCCCUGUUUGGAUGAUACCACCCACCCCGGGCUCCCGAGAAGCCUGGCCCCGGGAGGACCCUCUCUCCCGUGUUGUUUCCGAAGACUCUCGGACCCCCUCCUCCUCCCCCACCAUGAUGAUACGGGUGGCCUGGUCCACUUAGAAGAUCUCGAGAGGGAUGCUCUGUUAGAGGAGGAGGAGGAGGAGGAGGCUCAGCCAGUAGAGGUGCACAAGCUGGUUCAGCAUCCCCAGGAAGGUGCCAGGCUGUGUGAAAAGGAUGUAAAGAGGAAACUGGAGUUUGGGAGCCCCAAAGCCCGCAGUGACUCCUUGCCUCAGGUGGAGGAGCUGGAGAAGGACGGUGGCCCAAGAACGGGGAGGUGGAGGCGGGCCUCCACCCAGCUCGAUAGAAGUUUGCUCGACCAGGAAAACCUAAAUAACAACAACAGCAAGAGGAGCUGUCCCAAUGACUUUGAGCGCGAUGCCAUGUUUGGAAUUCUCAGCAAGGUGAAGCCUCCUUAUACGUCCUGUGCUGACUGCAUGUACCCCGCAGCUGGCGGGACUCCCGAGGGCUACAUGGAGCGGCACGAAGACCCCAGCUCCUCUGCCAUCUGCACCCAGCCAACCUUCCUCCCCCACGUCACGUCUUCCCCAAUGGCCCACACGAGCAGCAGGUCCCGAGCUCCAGAGAGGCCGGCCUCCGGUCCAGCCAACACCUCUCCGUUCCCACUACCAGCAGGCUCCAGGAAGCCAGAUGUCAGUGGCUCUGGAGCCGGGGCUACCCCGGAACCACCAGCAAGCCUUCUAGAGCCUUCUAGAGAGACCUCAAAAGCCCUUCCAAAAUCUCUCCAGUUGAAGAAUCCUCACUGUGACAAGAGCGUGGCCAAUACGGAGGUGGCGUUGAAGGAAGAACUGUCGCCUAAGAAAGAUCCCAAGCCCGCUAAGGACCUGAGGCUUCUGUUCAGUAACGAGGUGGAGAAGCCCACCACCAACAGCUAUCUGAUGCAGCAUCAGGAGUCCAUCAUCCAGCUGCAGAAGGCAGGCCUGGUCCGAAAGCACACCAAAGAACUGGAGAGGUUGAAGAGCUUGCCUUCGGACUCACCGGCUGCCUGCAGGGACAGCGCCACCUGCAGGCUGGAGGCCAGCAUCCCCGAGGAGGGUGUCCAGGAGCCUGCACACCCAGCCCUGUGCAGCCAAGCCGGGUCCGAAGAGCAGCCUGUAGGGGGAGCCCAGCAGAAGAGCCCCACGUCUACCCUCCCCCGCCUAGAUCACACCAGUAACUUCUCGAAGGACUUCCUGAAGACCGUGUGUUACACCCCCACCUCCUCCUCCAUCAGCUCCAACCUGACCCGGAGCUCCAGCAGCGACAGCAUCCACAGCGUCCGAGGGAAGCCUGGGCUGGUGAAGCAGCGGGCGCAGGAGAUCGAGACGCGGCUGCGCCUGGCCGGCCUCACUGUGUCGUCCCCACUGAAACGGUCCCAUUCCCUCGCCAAGCUGGGUAGUCUCAACUUCUCCACGGAGGACCUGUCCAGCGAGGCUGACACGUCCACCAUCGCCGACUCGCAGGACACCAAGUCCGGUCUCUCUUCUUCCUUCUUGCCCGAACCCCAGGCUGCGCCAAGGGACCCCAUUGCAACCUCCAAACCGUCAGGGAAAUCUCCCCCGGAACACUUGAAAAGCCCAUUGAGGGUAAACAAAAGCUGACUAGCUUUCGGCUCUGAGGUUUUCAUCAUGUUCUGAUCUACUCUCACUCUUGAUUUGUGUUAAUGACUUCAGUCUUCUGGGCUUUCCCCCACUUAGAGCCCGUGAGGGUGGACACCCGGGUGUGGGGUCUGGGCAACCUGGAAACUGUCAGUCAGGAGUCACAUUCAGAUAUGUGCACGCAAGCCGUGGUCCCCAGCGUCCCAUAAAACCAGGCACGGUUGCGCACGCAUACAGAAAUUCCAACACUGGAGGUGGGCAGAAGGAUUUAGAAGUUCAAAGUCAUCUUCAGCUGCUACAGUGGUGAGUUUUAGGCCAGCCUGGUGGAGAGAGAGAAAAAAAAAAUGUGUGCGGACAUACAAAAUACUCAGUUUGCAGCAUGUCAAGGAACUACAUUGGCGAGAUCACUGCAGCCCAUGUCCCCUGCUCAUUCCCGUCCUCUAGAGAAUUCUCAGAGGGCUACACAGGCCUACCUCUCUGCUCACUGUGCAUUUCUGUUUAUAAAACAGUAAUGACCAAGGCUCGCUCUGAGAACAAUGCUAUGUCCAGAAGGGAUUUUCCAAGA